Capsicum annuum is the source of this 1966-nucleotide messenger RNA. RefSeq names its product beta-glucosidase 44. The transcript has 11 exons. Gene Ontology annotation, biological process: carbohydrate metabolic process. NCBI's taxonomy places the organism in Eukaryota, Viridiplantae, Streptophyta, Magnoliopsida, Solanales, Solanaceae. The record is from RefSeq and is a predicted model, not a curated record. Gene Ontology annotation, molecular function: beta-glucosidase activity. Bases 188 to 1729 code for a protein of 513 amino acids.
GAACAAAAAUCAACAGACGGAGAGAGUAUAUUACACAUAUUCUUGAGAUAUUUAUUUUUAGAAAUGGCGCAAGUAAUUUGAAUCGGAGGAGUAUUUUUGUUCUAUAAAUAGCUUUGCCUUGCCCCCAUCUACUUAACAUUCUACUCGACCUCUCUACUACUAAGUUAAUCAAAUUAACUUAGUAAAAAUGAAAGCUAGUCAUCCAUGGCUAAUUUUGCCGCUGCUAAUUUUAGCUACUGUACUCACAGUACACUCAUCUGAUAAUGAUGACGUGUCGCCGGAAAAGUUCAAAUUGGACACCGGAGGUUUGAGUAGAGACAGUUUUCCCAAGGGAUUUAUAUUUGGUACAGCAACAUCAGCGUACCAAGUUGAAGGUGCUGCUAGCACUGAAGGCCGUGGACCUAGUAUUUGGGACACUUUUAUUAAACAAUCUGGAGUUGUACCAAACAAUGCCAAUGGAGAAAUCUCUGUCGAUCAAUACCAUCGAUACAAGGAGGAUAUUGAUCUGAUGGCGAAUCUCAACUUUGAAGCUUAUCGCUUCUCAAUUUCGUGGUCAAGGAUCUUCCCAAAUGGAACUGGUAAAGUGAACCAGAAGGGAGUUGCUUAUUAUAACAGGUUGAUCGAUUAUAUGCUGAAAAGAGGUAUCACUCCAUAUGCUAAUCUUAAUCACUACGAUUUACCACAAGCGCUUCAAGAUAGGUACAAAGGAUGGUUGGGCCGUGAAGUUGUGAAAGAUUUUGCUGAUUAUGCAGAGUUUUGUUUUAAGACGUUCGGGGACAGAGUGAAGAACUGGUUCUCAUUUAAUGAGCCAAGAGUGAUUGCUGCUUUAGGAUAUGAUAAUGGAUUCUUUGCACCUGCAAGAUGCUCAAAGCCUUUUGGAAAUUGUACAGAAGGGGAUUCUGCAACUGAGCCUUAUAUUGUUGCCCACAAUCUCAUCUUGUGUCAUGCUUCUGCAGCACAAAGAUACCGUGAAAAGUAUCAGGCGAAGCAGAAAGGAAAGUUUGGCAUUCUCUUGGAUUUUGUGUGGUAUGAACCUCGAUCAAGGGGAAAAGCAGACAACUAUGCUGCUCAAAGAGCAAGAGACUUCCAUUUGGGAUGGUUCUUGCAUCCUCUUGUAUAUGGUGAGUACCCAAAAAACAUGCAAAAUAUUGUGGGCACACGAUUGCCCAAGUUCACUAAAGAAGAGGUUAAGAUGGUGAAGGGAUCAUUUGAUUAUGUGGGCAUAAACCAGUACACUGCCUACUACAUGUAUGAUCCUCAUUAUACCACACCACAACCCUUGGGCUACCAGCAGGACUGGAAUGCUGGAUUUGCUUAUGAUCGCAAUGGAGUGCCAAUUGGUCCUAGGGCACACUCAUAUUGGCUCUACAUAGUGCCAUGGGGUCUAUAUAAAGCUAUCAACUAUGUUAAAGAACACUAUGGAAAUCCUACCGUGAUUCUAGCAGAAAAUGGUAUGGAUUAUGCUGGCAACGUUACCCUCCCAAAAGCUUUAUAUGACACCAAAAGGAUCGACUACUAUAGAAGCUAUUUGAAAGAACUAAAGAAGACAAUAGAUGAAGGAGCUAAUGUAAUAGGCUACUUCGCAUGGUCAUUGCUCGACAACUUUGAAUGGAGAUUGGGUUAUACUUCAAGAUUCGGCAUUGUCUAUGUUGAUUUCAACACCCUCAAACGAACCCCAAAGAUGUCAGCAUAUUGGUUCAAGAAAUUGAUUAAGCUCCACAAGCAUUAAGGCAGAUAUGUCUGUUUCGAUUUUAGAGAACUUGAUACUCAUAAGUUGAGUACCUUAAUGUACCAAAAAACACAAAAUAAGUUGAGUUCUUUUGUUAGGCACUAGGUUUUCCAGUUACAGGAGUUCGAUAAAAAAAUUGUUAUUUCUGCAAUUUGGCACUUCUUUAUGUCUCUGAUGCUUGCAUUUUUCUGUACUAUCAAGGAAUGAAUAACAGAGUUUUAGCAUUGCUCAUCCUAA